GCCGCCCCUGCUCUGCCUCCUGCUCGCGGCGCUCUGCCUGCCCCCAGCUCUGGGAUUGUACACAGUAAAUGCAAUAUAUGGAGACACUAUUACUAUGCCUUGUCCUCUAGAAGUACCAGAUGGUCUUAUGUUUGGAAAAUGGAAAUAUGAAAUGCCAAAUGGAUCUCCAGUAUUUAUUGCCUUCAGAUCAUCAACAAAAAAACAUGUACAGUAUGAUGAUGUACCAGACUACAAAGACAGGUUGAGUCUCUCAGAAAACUACACAUUAUCCAUCAAGAAUGCAAGAAUCAGUGAUGAAAAGAGAUUUGUAUGUAUGCUAGUUACAGAAGAUGAUGUUUCCGAAGAGCCGACGAUAGUCAAAGUUUUCAAACAACCCUCUCAACCAGAAAUCUUACAUCAAGCAAACCUCUUAGAAACAGAGAAGCUACAAAUGCUUGGGGAGUGCGUUUCAAGAGACAGUUAUCCUGAGGGCAAUGUCACGUGGUACAAAAACGGGAGAGUUUUGCAGCCCGUGGAUGAUGUUGUGGUCAUAAAUUUGCAAAAGAUUGUGGACAGAACAACUGGACUCUUCACCAUGACAUCGUCUCUUCAGUACAUGCCAACAAAGGAAGAUCUAAAUGCCAAGUUCUCUUGCAUUGUGACUUAUUAUGGACCAUCUGGCCAGAAAACAAUGCAGUCUGAACCAGUUGUCUUCGAUGUUCACUACCCAACAGAGAAGGUGACUAUUCAAGUGCUGCCUCAAAGUAGUACCAUUAAAGAGGGUGAUAACAUCACUCUGAAGUGCUCAGGAAAUGGCAACCCUCCUCCACAGGAGUUCCUGUUUUACAUUCCAGGAGAAACAGAAGGAAUAAGAAGCUCAGAUACUUACGUAAUGACAGAUGUGAGACGAAAUGCAACAGGAGAAUACAAGUGCUCUCUGACAGACAAAAGCAUGAUGGACUCGACCACCAUCACUGUGCACUAUUUGGAUUUGCAGCUUACUCCUAGCGGAGAAGUCACAAAACAGAUUGGAGAGGCCCUGCCUGUGUCAUGCACGAUUUCUUCUAGUAGAAAUGCAACUGUAUUUUGGAUAAAGGACAACACCAGAAUGCAAACAAGUCCAUCAUUUUCAAGUCUUCAGUAUCAAGAUGCUGGAAACUAUGUCUGUGAAACUACUCUACAGGAGGUCGAAGGAUUGAGGAAAAGACAGACACUUAAACUUAUUGUGGAAGGAAAACCUCAAAUCAAAAUGACCAAGAAAACCAACACAAAUAAAAUGUCUAAAACAAUUAUCUGCCAUGUGGAAGGUUUCCCCAAACCAGCAGUGCAGUGGACAGUUACGGGCAGCGGAAGCAUCCUAAAUAAAACAGAGGAGACAAAAUAUGUUAAUGGGAAAUUUUCCAGUAAAAUUGUAAUUGCUCCUGAGGAAAAUGUAACUUUAACUUGCAUUGCAGAAAAUGAGCUAGAAAGGACUGUGACCUCCAUGAACGUCUCUGCUAUAAGUAUUCCAGAGUAUGAUGAGACAGAGGAUAGAGGUGAUGACAAUAGUGAAAAGGUUAAUGACCAGGCAAAGCUAAUAGUGGGAAUUGUGGUUGGCCUUCUGCUGGUUGCUCUGAUUGCAGGUGUUGUCUACUGGCUCUAUGUGAAGAAAUCAAAGACAGCAUCAAAACAUGUAGACAAAGAUCUUGGAAAUAUAGAAGAAAACAAAAAACUAGAGGAAAACAAUCAUAAAUCUGAAACUUAAGAGAAAAUGUGUCAGUCAUCAUUCCAGAGAAUACAUAUAGACCAAUUGAAGCAUGAACGUGGAUUGUAUUUAAACAUAUACAAAGAAGUGACAGCUAUUCAUGGUUCAAGUAUUAAGCAGAUCAUUCUACCAGGUUUUCAAAGGAUUUUAGACACAAUUAUCUCAAGCUAAAAAAAAACCCCACAAACUAAUUUUGGCAACAGCCAUGAUAAUAGGUCACCAUGUUGUGUUCUGUUUGAAAUAUUUUUUUGUAAAUGUCUGCACUGAAGAUUUCUUUUUGUUUGCCUUUAUGUAAAUUUUUUACGUAGCUAUUUUUAUACACUGUAAGGCUUUGUUCUGGGAGUUGCUGUUAAUCUGAUGUAUAGUGUAAUGGUUUUAUUUCAAUUGUUUUUAUGACACCCUUUGAGCAGGUACAUGUCUGAUUCUGGUUGUUUUCAGUGAAGCCUCUGCUUUGUAGCAAGUACCUAGAGUGUAAGAUUGUCUUAAAGGAAAACGUCAAACUCCUUUUUCAUUCUUUGAAAUCGUGGUAAAGCAAAAGGGUGACAGCUAUGACAAGAAUGAACUAAAUUGUUAAUGACAGUGAACAUUUAAAAAACCAUGCAAAGCUAAACAAGCUAGAAAGGGAAUAAAGAGUUUCCCUGAAGAAGUCUGGGUAUUGAGUAAGGAACACUAUGAAAAAUUCCUAGCUUACAUACAGCUGGUGGCUAAAAAAUCCUUUUCUUCUAGAGCAAGACACACAUUUUAUUGAUGGUUAUCAGUCGUCUUUCAUGUUAGCAUUAGGAUAAGGAACUGGAAUUGUGGAUUAAUUUUGAUUCCUUUAUGUUAUUCGCUGCCUUAAAGUACUGUACCUUUCCUUCUUUUCAGAGAGAUACCAGUCAGAAUUGGAAACUUUUUUUAAAAAGUGGUCAUAUCAAAGCUGCAUUUUUUCCCACAAAAAUAGAAUAUAUAUAUAUAUAUAUAUAUUUUUUGUGUGUUUUUGUUAACUAUGCUACAGAUAUUGAAUGCACCUUGAGAUAAUUUUAGUGUUUUUAACUGGUACCUAAUUUAUCAAACAGUACAUAUAAUUGUAACAAUGAAAUGUCUAUGUAUCUUUAGUUACAUUCAAGUUUGUAACUUUAUAAACAUGUUUUUUGCUUGAGGGAAUUUUUUUUGAAUGGUACUUGAUAAGAAAAGGUUUUAGGGUGAAUGGCCAAUAGAAAGUUGUAUUUAAGGGAGAUAAGUAUCAUCUUAUCUGGAAAGUUAGUUUCUGGAAGAAGGUAACAGGCAGCUUUGAUGGAGAGGAACAGUAGAAGCAGAACAUCAGGUUUCCAUUUACAAAUAUCCAGGGAAAAAGUAAGUUUUUAUAGACUGGUAAGCAAAAAUAAAUAAAUAAAUAAAUAAAUAAAAGAAAAAGAUGGACGUUAGGAAAUGUAUUUUGCCACUUUUGCAUUAUUUAGGGGGCAGAAAACACUGUUACUUGUAAAUUUGUAAAAUGUUAAAUGUCUGGGCAGUAGUGACUGAUGUCUUAAUAAAAGCUUCCUGUAGUGCAUUGGCAUGGAUUAAAUACAUAAAAUGUCCUAUAAACUCUAUGCUGUAUAAAAUACUAGAGGGAAAUCCUGUUAUAUGCCUCUAAACUUUAAUUUGUUACUGUUUUAUUUGGCAAAAA
Pseudopodoces humilis (Tibetan ground-tit) is the source of this 3368-nucleotide messenger RNA. Lineage: Eukaryota; Metazoa; Chordata; Aves; Passeriformes; Paridae. The record is from RefSeq and is a predicted model, not a curated record.